Messenger RNA from Pundamilia nyererei, 1060 nucleotides. RefSeq lists its product as uncharacterized. Gene Ontology annotation, cellular component: membrane. Lineage: Eukaryota; Metazoa; Chordata; Actinopteri; Cichliformes; Cichlidae. The record is from RefSeq and is a predicted model, not a curated record. The transcript is spliced from 4 exons. Bases 20 to 1060 code for a protein of 346 amino acids.
CAGAGGCUGUGUACCAGUGAUGGCUGGUGGACGACGUUAUCGUAGCUUCGUGCACAACAUUGUGCUGCUGCUCUGGGUCUGUCUCCACUAUGUCAAGGCUUCCAGUGGAAAACGCGUCAUUCACAAAAAAGUUGGAGAUACUGUGGAGCUUUCAUCAGGCUUAUCAACUGAAGGUGUGACUGCAGCAACGUGGAGAUAUGGAGGAAUAACAGUGGCAGACAAAGAUGAGGGUGUUUCUAAAGAGUCUCCAUUUAAGGACAGAUCAGAGCUGAACCCUGAAGACUUUACUUUAACAGUGAGAAAACUGACUCUUCAAGAUUCUGGUGAUUUCACUUUUGUCUCAGAGGUGAAUGAUGAGCAAAGGCCUUCAGUCAGCAUCACUCUGCAAGUUCAUGAUGUGGAGACUUCCAGUGGAAAACAUGUUAUUCAUAAAAAAGUUGGAGAUACUGUGGAGCUUUCAUCAGGCUUACCAACUGAAGGGGUGACUGCGGCAACAUGGAAAUAUGGAGAAAUAAUAAUUGCAGACAAAGUCAUUGAAAACAAUAUGGGUGUUUCUAAAAGAUCUCCAUUUAAGGACAGAUCAGAGCUAAACCAGGAAAACUUUACUUUAACAGUGAAAAAAUUGACUCUUCAAGACUCAGGUGAUUUCAUUUUUGUGUCAGCAACAAAAGAGAAACAAAGGGAUUCAGUCAUCAUCACUCUGCAAGUUCAUGAACCCAUAUCUAAACAGCCUGUCAUAAAAAUCAAUUCUACCUGGAUUUCCUCAAAUGAAUCAUGUAAAGUUCUGCUGGAGUGCAGCACAACUGGUGAUGUCAGCUACAAGUGGACUGUAGGAAAACAAACACUAACUGGUCCCAGGCAACAAUACAUCAUCAGGCAGGAUGGAGAGACCAAUGUCACCUGCACAGUUUCCAAUCAUGUCAGUGAGAAAUCUGCAUUUCAAACAGUGAAGUGCAGCAAAGAUAAUUCACACAGAAAAGAAACAGGUAUGUGGAGAGUGACUGAGGUUGUGAAUACAUGUAACUGCUCUGUUUAUAUAAUUUAUUAUUACUAUUUGUGA